This is a messenger RNA of Metopolophium dirhodum (rose-grain aphid), 13139 nucleotides long. Its product is annotated as mucin-2-like. NCBI's taxonomy places the organism in Eukaryota, Metazoa, Arthropoda, Insecta, Hemiptera, Aphididae. Gene Ontology annotation, biological process: peptide catabolic process; proteolysis. The transcript has 12 exons. The coding region runs from base 150 to 11840 and encodes 3896 amino acids. Gene Ontology annotation, cellular component: cytoplasm. Gene Ontology annotation, molecular function: peptide binding; zinc ion binding; metalloaminopeptidase activity. The record is from RefSeq and is a predicted model, not a curated record.
UAUUAAUAUUAUAAUUAACUACGAUUUAAUGUGAUUUGACGACACUCCAUUUCAAGGAUAUAAGAUUAACUCGGUUUUACUUCACUGCGCGAUGCCCAAAGUUGGUCAGAAUUUUUUCAUGACAUAGUAUAUUACGAGUCAAUAACGUAAUGUUAUCAAAAACCUUAGUGGUAUCGUUGUGGUUUGUGGUUCUGUUUGCGAGCGUUUUCAGUUCCGAUGGACGCUCGUCCGCGGGAGCCAACGGUCCAAACGAAAUGGACGUUUACCGACUACCGGGCGAUACGAUCCCGGACUCGUACGAUUUGAAAAUCAUGCCGGACUACAAUUACUAUACGGACGCCGUUGUCUUCGACGGGGAGGUAGAAAUUGUGAUCGACGUAAAAUCCGAAACUUCGACGAUAACGUUGAACUGCAAAGAUAUUCUGGUCUACGUGGUAUAUGUGCACGAAAAAAUAACAGAAGACGACGUUGACGUAUCGCAAGUCCGUAACGAUGAACAAAAUGAGCAAUGCAUCAUUAUGUUGAAAUCCCAAUUAAAGGUUGGAAUGCAAUACGUGGUAAACAUCGAAUAUCACGUGAAAAUCGAUACAAACAAUAUGGAAGGACUUUACAAAAGUACAUACAAUAAGGACAAAGAUAAAAAAUGGUUACUCUUGACGUAUUUGAUACCGACUGGGGCCAGGAGUAUAUUUCCGUGUUACGACGAACCGGCGCACAAAACGCCCUUCAACAUAACGUUGGAUAGACCGAAAAACAAACCUUCACGAUCCAACAUGCCGAUUUAUACGAGUUAUUACGAUACAUCCGUGCAAGAGAUGCACGACAUUUUCGUCGAGACUCCGCCGAUCUCCACGCAUAUGGUCGCGUUCGUCAUCAGCGGAUUUAAUUCGACGACGACCGGAAGUACUGCCGGUAGUAGCCCCGUAUACGUGUUCACAGACGUUGACCGCUUAGACCAGGUGAAAUACGUUUCCGGUGAAGCACCAAAGCUGCUGGCGGCCAUGGAGAGCUUCACGGAAAUGCCGUAUGAGCUACCCAAACUUGACUUGUUCGCCGUGCCGGAUUUCAAGUCGGACGCCAUGGGAAACUGGGGACUGAACACGUAUCGUGAAAAGUAUUUGCUACUGGACGAUACAUCUAGCGCCAAAGCCAAGGAACUUGGACUAUCGAUGGUUCAGCGUGAGAUGGCCCGUCAGUGGUUUGGAAACCUGGUCACGUGCUCCUGGUGGGACUACCUGUGGCUGCACGACGCGUUUGCUGCGUACUUUCAGUACUUUUCCACGGACACGGUCUACCCUGAUUGGAGGAUGAACCAGAUGUUCGUGGUCGAACGGCACCAGCGGGCUUUGGAAUAUGACCAAGCGCCCAGGCGUCCGAUUACUGCAUCCGUGCAAACUCCAGACGACAUCACCGAGAUAUUUUACGACCAGACUGAAGACAAGGCUGCUGCGUUUUUGCGGAUGUUAAAGUGCUGCACCAACGAUACUAUAUUCGAACAGUCAUUGGUCCGAUUUUUGAAACUGUACAAAUACGGGUCGGUAGAUCCCGACCGGUUGUUUGCGUCAUUCGAGGAAACUAUAUCCGAAUAUCAAUUUGAUUUUGGGCAGGAUGUCACAGUUACUAAUUUCAUGAAACAGUGGACAGAACAGGCUGGAUACCCAAUGAUAAAUAUAGUAAAGGUCAACGACGAGUUUAUCAUAUCUCAAGAAAGGUGCCUGAUGGACACUCCCGACAAGAUAAUCGAUUCAUCAAGAUGGUACGUUGGGAUCACUUAUACAACCGAAUUGAGUAAAAAUUUCGAAGACUUAACGUUGGCUACUUGGUGUAAGCCGACAAUGGACAAAUGUAUUCUGUCUGCUCCACAAGACCCGGGGUGGUUCAUAUUCAAUAUACAAUCUGCUGGGUUUUACAGGGUUAACUACGACACAAACAAUUGGUCGUCAUUGAUCAGACAAUUAAAAGAGACGCCUGAUGAAAUUCACGUACUCAAUCGUGCUCAGUUGAUUGACGAUUCGUUCUUCUUAGCCAGAGCUGAUCAGUUACAUUAUUCGUUUCCACUGAGAAUAUCUUCAUAUUUAAAAAUAGAAGAUGACGUGUUACCAUGGUAUUCUGCGAUAAACGGAUAUUCAUACCUAAUAGAACGCAUGCGGCGCAAUGAUACGGAGUAUUCAAAUUUAAUAGAAUGUGUCAGUAACUUGGCAGGUAUCAUUUAUAAAAAAACCGAAGACAAAGUAGUUAAAGAAAAAAAUACAGACCACAUUAUCCUAACCAGCUGGAAUGCAUUCUCCAUAUGGGCGUGCGAAUUGAAUAAUGAGAUGUGCAUACAAUCGGCGUUUGAUUACUAUACCAAAUGGCAAAAUGGAGAAAAAAUACCCUCAGAUAUUAGAGACGCUGCCUUCUGUGUUGGUAUUCAUAUAACGAAUGACACCUCAACAUGGGAACAAAUGCUUGACUUGUAUAAGACGACAAGAUCACCUUCCGAAAAACAGUCAGCACAAACAGCAAUGGCAUGCACAGAAGAUGAUAUGCUAUUAUCGAGAUAUUUAAACUAUAUUUUUGAGGGUGAUAAUGGACCAAUUAGAAAACAAGACUACGACGAUGUAUUUACUGCAGUAUCCUCUACGCCGAAGGGACUUGGAGUUUUAAUAGAUUUUUUAGUGCAAAAUUUAGAUAGAAUUACGAAAAGACUUACUGACGGAAAUAAUAUAGCAAUAUUCAUCUAUUCAAUAUGCGCAUCAAAAGCAGCCCUUGAUUCUGAAAUAAAUAAAUUAAAAAAUUUAAAAGACGAUACAAAUACACCGGAAAACCUCAGAAAAGCAUUUAAUGAAUCAUAUAAGCAAGUGGAUAACAACCUGUACUGGUAUAAUAAAUAUCACGAAAUAGUGAAUCAAAACACAGGUUGCUCACCCGACUAUACAACGACUGAUGAACCACACAAAACAUCUACCCAAAAAAUACAAUCAAAAACUGAAAUAAUAACUCAACCUACCAAGGAAACAACAAGUGGAGAAAUAACGUUGCCGGCAAGUACAGAUACAUCUGAAAGAAUUCACUCAGAAACUUCUCCGGUAGAUACCACAUGGUCAGAACACAUAGAUACAACCACACAUAUGUAUCCUGAAACAACACUAGGAGAGACCACUGAAUCAACGACAGAACAUUCUCCAUCAGAUACCACAUGGUCAGAACGCAUAGAUACAACCACACAUAUGUAUCCUGAAACGACACUAGGAGAGACCACUGAAUCAACGACAGAACAUUCUCCAUCAGAUACCACAUGGUCAGAACGCAUAGAUACAACCACACAAACGUAUCCUGAAACGACAUUAGGAGAGACCACUGAAUCAACGACAGAACCUUCUCCAGCAGAUACCACAUUAUCUGAACGAACUGAUACAACUCUACGUAUUUACACUGAAACACAACCCGGGGAUUCCACAGUUACGAAAUAUACUGAACACUCUACACAUGAAUCUACGCAAACUUCGCCUUCAGAUACCACAUGGUCAGAACGCAUAGAUACAACCACACAUAUAUAUCCUGAAACGACACUAGGAGAGACCACUGAAUCAACGACAGGACAUUCUCCAUCAGAUACCACAUGGUCAGAACGCAUAGAUACAACUCUACGUAUUUACACUGAAACACAACCCGGGGAUACCACAGUUACGAAAUAUACUGAACACUCUACACAUGCAUCUACGCAAACUUCGCCUUCAGAUACCACAUGGUCAGAACGCAUAGAUAAAACCACACAUAUGUAUUCUGAAACGACACUAAGAGAGACCACUGAAUCGACGACAGAACAUUCUCCAUCAGAUACCACAUGGUCAGAACGCAUAGAUACAACCACACAUAUAUAUCCUGAAACGACACUAGGAGAGACCACUGAAUCAACGACAGGACAUUCUCCAUCAGAUACCACAUGGUCAAAACGCAUAGAUACAACCACACAAACGUAUCCUGAAACGACAUUAGGAGAGACCACUGAAUCAACGACAGAACCUUCUCCAGCAGAUACCACAUUAUCUGAACGAACUGAUACAACUCUACGUAUUUACACUGAAACACAACCCGGGGAUUCCACAGUUACGAAAUAUACUGAACACUCUACACAUGAAUCUACGCAAACUUCGCCUUCAGAUACCACAUGGUCAGAACGCAUAGAUACAACCACACAUAUAUAUCCUGAAACGACACUAGGAGAGACCACUGAAUCAACGACAGGACAUUCUCCAUCAGAUACCACAUGGUCAGAACGCAUAGAUACAACUCUACGUAUUUACACUGAAACACAACCCGGGGAUACCACAGUUACGAAAUAUACUGAACACUCUACACAUGCAUCUACGCAAACUUCGCCUUCAGAUACCACAUGGUCAGAACGCAUAGAUAAAACCACACAUAUGUAUUCUGAAACGACACUAAGAGAGACCACUGAAUCGACGACAGAACAUUCUCCAUCAGAUACCACAUGGUCAGAACGCAUAGAUACAACCACAUAUAUGUAUCCUGAAACGACACUAGGAGAGACCACUGAAUCAACGACAGAACAUUCUCCAUCAGAUACCACAUGGUCAAAACGCAUAGAUACAACCACAUAUAUGUAUCCUGAAACGACACUAGGAGAGACCACUGAAUCAACGACAAAACAUUCUCCAUCAGAUACCACAUGGUCAGAACGCAUAGAUACAACCACACAAACGUAUCCUGAAACGACAUUAGGAGAGACCACUGAAUCAACGACAGAACCUUCUCCAGCAGAUACCACAUUAUCUGAACGAACUGAUACAACUCUACGUAUUUACACUGAAACACAACCCGGGGAUACCACAGUUACGAAAUAUACUGAACACUCUACACAUCAAUCUACGCAAACUUCGCCUUCAGAUACCUCAUGGUCAGAACACAUAGAUACAACAACACAUAUGUAUCCUGAAACAACACUAGGAGAGACCACUGAAUCAACGACAGGACAUUCUCCAUCAGAUACCACAUGGUCAGAACACAUAGAUACAACUCUACGUAUUUACACUGAAACAGAACCCGGGGAUACCACAGUUACGAAAUAUACUGAACACUCUACACAUCAAUCUACGCAAACUUCGCCUUCAGAUACCUCAUGGUCAGAACGCAUAGAUACUACCACACAUAUGUAUCCUGAGACGACACUAGAAGAGACUACUCAAUCAACGACACAACAUUCUCCAUCAAAUACCACAUGGGCAGAACGCAUAGAUACAACCACACAUAUGUAUCCUGAAACGACACUAGGAGAGACCACUGAAUCAACGACAGAACAUUCUCCAUCAGAUACCACAUGGUCAAAACGCAUAGAUACAACCACACAUAUGUAUUCUGAAACGACACUAAGAGAGACCACUGAAUCAACGACAAAACAUUCUCCAUCAGAUACCACAUGGUCAGAACGCAUAGAUACAACCACACAAACGUAUCCUGAAACGACAUUAGGAGAGACCACUGAAUCAACGACAGAACCUUCUCCAGCAGAUACCACAUUAUCUGAACGAACUGAUACAACUCUACGUAUUUACACUGAAACACAACCCGGGGAUUCCACAGUUACGAAAUAUACUGAACACUCUACACAUGAAUCUACGCAAACUUCGCCUUCAGAUACCACAUGGUCAGAACGCAUAGAUACAACCACACAUAUGUAUCCUGAAACGACACUAGGAGAGACCACUGAAUCAACGACAAAACAUUCUCCAUCAGAUACCACAUGGUCAGAACGCAUAGAUACAACCACAUAUAUGUAUCCUGAAACGACACUAGGAGAGACCACUGAAUCAACGACGGAACAUUCUCCAUCAGAUACCACAUGGUCAGAACGUAUAGAUACAACCACACAUAUGUAUCCUGAAACGACACUAGGAGAGACCACUGGAUCAACGACAGAACAUUCUCCAUCAGAUACCACAUGGUCAAAACGCAUAGAUACAACCACAUUUAUGUAUCCUGAAACGACACUAGGAGAGACCACUGAAUCAACGACAGAACCUUCUCCAGCAGAUACCACAUUAUCUGAACGAACUGAUACAACUCUACGUAUUUACACUGAAACACAACCCGGGGAUACCACAGUUACGAAAUAUACUGAACACUCUACACAUGCAUCUACGCAAACUUCGCCUUCAGAUACCACAUGGUCAGAACGCAUAGAUAAAACCACAUAUAUGUAUCCUGAAACGACACUAGGAGAGACCACUGAAUCAACGACAGAACAUUCUCCAUCAGAUACCACAUGGUCAGAACGCAUAGAUACAACUACACAAACGUAUCCUGAAACGACAUUAGGAGAGACCACUGAAUCAACGACAGAACCUUCUCCAGCAGAUACCACAUUAUCUGAACGCAUAGAUACAACCACACAUAUGUAUCCUGAAACGACACUAGGAGAGACCACUGAAUCAACGACAGAACAUUCUCCAUCAGAUACCACAUGGUCAGAACGCAUAGAUACAACUACACAUAUGUAUCCUGAAACGACACUAGGAGAGACCACUGAAUCAACGACAGGACAUUCUCCAUCAGAUACCACAUGGUCAGAACGCAUAGAUACAACUCUACGUAUUUACACUGAAACACAACCCGGGGAUACCACAGUUACGAAAUAUACUGAACACUCUACACAUCAAUCUACGCAAACUUCGCCUUCAGAUACCUCAUGGUCAGAACACAUAGAUACAACAACACAUAUGUAUCCUGAAACAACACUAGGAGAGACCACUGAAUCAACGACAGGACAUUCUCCAUCAGAUACCACAUGGUCAGAACACAUAGAUACAACUCUACGUAUUUACACUGAAACAGAACCCGGGGAUACCACAGUUACGAAAUAUACUGAACACUCUACACAUCAAUCUACGCAAACUUCGCCUUCAGAUACCUCAUGGUCAGAACGCAUAGAUACUACCACACAUAUGUAUCCUGAGACGACACUAGAAGAGACUACUCAAUCAACGACACAACAUUCUCCAUCAAAUACCACAUGGGCAGAACGCAUAGAUACAACCACACAUAUGUAUCCUGAAACGACACUAGGAGAGACCACUGAAUCAACGACAGAACAUUCUCCAUCAGAUACCACAUGGUCAAAACGCAUAGAUACAACCACACAUAUGUAUUCUGAAACGACACUAAGAGAGACCACUGAAUCAACGACAAAACAUUCUCCAUCAGAUACCACAUGGUCAGAACGCAUAGAUACAACCACACAAACGUAUCCUGAAACGACAUUAGGAGAGACCACUGAAUCAACGACAGAACCUUCUCCAGCAGAUACCACAUUAUCUGAACGAACUGAUACAACUCUACGUAUUUACACUGAAACACAACCCGGGGAUUCCACAGUUACGAAAUAUACUGAACACUCUACACAUGAAUCUACGCAAACUUCGCCUUCAGAUACCACAUGGUCAGAACGCAUAGAUACAACCACACAUAUGUAUCCUGAAACGACACUAGGAGAGACCACUGAAUCAACGACAAAACAUUCUCCAUCAGAUACCACAUGGUCAGAACGCAUAGAUACAACCACAUAUAUGUAUCCUGAAACGACACUAGGAGAGACCACUGAAUCAACGACGGAACAUUCUCCAUCAGAUACCACAUGGUCAGAACGUAUAGAUACAACCACACAUAUGUAUCCUGAAACGACACUAGGAGAGACCACUGGAUCAACGACAGAACAUUCUCCAUCAGAUACCACAUGGUCAAAACGCAUAGAUACAACCACAUUUAUGUAUCCUGAAACGACACUAGGAGAGACCACUGAAUCAACGACAGAACCUUCUCCAGCAGAUACCACAUUAUCUGAACGAACUGAUACAACUCUACGUAUUUACACUGAAACACAACCCGGGGAUACCACAGUUACGAAAUAUACUGAACACUCUACACAUGCAUCUACGCAAACUUCGCCUUCAGAUACCACAUGGUCAGAACGCAUAGAUAAAACCACAUAUAUGUAUCCUGAAACGACACUAGGAGAGACCACUGAAUCAACGACAGAACAUUCUCCAUCAGAUACCACAUGGUCAGAACGCAUAGAUACAACUACACAAACGUAUCCUGAAACGACAUUAGGAGAGACCACUGAAUCAACGACAGAACCUUCUCCAGCAGAUACCACAUUAUCUGAACGCAUAGAUACAACCACACAUAUGUAUCCUGAAACGACACUAGGAGAGACCACUGAAUCAACGACAGAACAUUCUCCAUCAGAUACCACAUGGUCAGAACGCAUAGAUACAACUACACAUAUGUAUCCUGAAACGACACUAGGAGAGACCACUGAAUCAACGACAGGACAUUCUCCAUCAGAUACCACAUGGUCAGAACGCAUAGAUACAACUCUACGUAUUUACACUGAAACACAACCCGGGGAUACCACAGUUACGAAAUAUACUGAACACUCUACACAUCAAUCUACGCAAACUUCGCCUUCAGAUACCUCAUGGUCAGAACACAUAGAUACAACAACACAUAUGUAUCCUGAAACAACACUAGGAGAGACCACUGAAUCAACGACAGGACAUUCUCCAUCAGAUACCACAUGGUCAGAACACAUAGAUACAACUCUACGUAUUUACACUGAAACAGAACCCGGGGAUACCACAGUUACGAAAUAUACUGAACACUCUACACAUCAAUCUACGCAAACUUCGCCUUCAGAUACCUCAUGGUCAGAACGCAUAGAUACUACCACACAUAUGUAUCCUGAAACGACACUAGGAGAGACCACUGAAUCAACGACGGAACAUUCUCCAUCAGAUACCACAUGGUCAGAACGUAUAGAUACAACCACACAUAUGUAUCCUGAAACGACACUAGGAGAGACCACUGAAUCAACGACAGAACAUUCUCCAUCAGAUACCACAUGGUCAGAACGCAUAGAUACAACCACACAAAUGUAUCCUGAAACGACAUUAGGAGAGACCACUGAAUCAACGACAGAACAUUCUCCAUCAGAUACCACAUGGUCAAAACGCAUAGAUACAACCACAUUUAUGUAUCCUGAAACGACACUAGGAGAGACCACUGAAUCAACGACAAAACAUUCUCCAUCAGAUACCACAUGGACAGAACGCAUAGAUACAACCACAUAUAUGUAUCCUGAAACGACACUAGGAGAGACCACUGAAUCAACGACAGAACAUUCUCCAUCAGAUACCACAUGGUCAGAACGCAUAGAUACAACCACACAUAUGUAUCCUGAAACGACACUAGGAGAGACCACUGAAUCAACGACGGAACAUUCUCCUUUAGAUACCACAUGGUCAGAACGCAUAGAUACAACCACACAUAUGUAUCCUGAAACGACAUUAGGAGAGACCACUGAAUCAACGACAGAACCUUCUCCAGCAGAUACCACAUUAUCUGAACGAACUGAUACAACUCUACGUAUUUACACUGAAACACAACCCGGGGAUUCCACAGUUACGAAAUAUACUGAACACUCUACACAUGAAUCUACGCAAACUUCGCCUUCAGAUACCACAUGGUCAGAACGCAUAGAUAAAACCACAUAUAUGUAUCCUGAAACGACACUAGGAGAGACCACUGAAUCGAUGACAGAACAUUCUCCAUCAGAUACCACAUGGUCAGAACGCAUAGAUACAACCACAUAUAUGUAUCCUGAAACGACACUAGGAGAGACCACUGAAUCAACGACAGAACAUUCUCCAUCAGAUACCACAUGGUCAAAACGCAUAGAUACAACCACAUAUAUGUAUCCUGAAACGACACUAGGAGAGACCACUGAAUCAACGACAGAAUAUUCUCCAUCAGAUACCACAUGGUCAGAACGCAUAGAUACAACUCUACGUAUUUACACUGAAACACAACCCAGGGAUACCACAGUUACGAAAUAUACUGAACAAUCUACAGAUCAAUCUACUCAAACUUUGCCAUCAGAUACCACAUUGUCAGAAACCAAAUAUACAACUACACAUAUGUACUCUGAAACAGAACCCGGAGAGACGACUGAGUCAACGGCAGAAUAUUCUAAAGAAGAUACCACAUUUUUUGAACGAACUGAUACUACUCUACGUAUUUACACCAGUACAUCACCUGGAGACACUUCUGUGUCGGAAUAUCCCGAACACUCUACACAGCAAUCUUCACAUAGUUCAUCAGGAUAUACCUCAAGCACUGAACGAACAUAUACAACCGUUUAUAUUCAAUCUGAGACUACUCUUGGAGAUUCUACCAUGUCAAAACAACCGGAACACACUACGUCUCAAUCAAUUCAAACAUCACCAGGAGAAACCACACGGUCAGAUCAAACAGAUGCAACUACACUGCUGUACACUGAAUCAUCUGCAGGAGAGACUACUGCCUUAAAAUACUCGGAAUCAACAACCAAGUAUUCACCUGGCUAUACUACAAGCCCAGAACGAACCGAUACAACCGUAUAUUUACACUCUGACACUACGUCUAGAGAGACCACCAUAACAGAACAAUCUGGUCCCACUACAGACGUAUUUACGCAAACGUCGUUGAAAGAUCCUACAAGGACUGAACGAACAGAUACUACUGAACACAUUUAUACUCAAACAACACCUGGUGAGACGACUGUAUUUGAAUAUUCAACAUCUGCAACGGAUCAUUACACGAUGUCAUCACCAGGUGAUCCUACACAGUCUGAGCGAACCGGUAUAACCACACAAAUGUACACCGAAACACUACCUGGGGAAACUACUGUUUCAAGACCUUCUGUACCAACCACAGACUAUACUAAAGAAACUUCAACUGGAGAUAUCUCAAGUUCUGAACGAACAGAUACAUCUUCGCAUAUUUACACUGAUAUUACGCCAGAAAUGACUACAGUGACAAAACAACCGGAUCAUACUACAGAUCAUCCAACAGAAACUUCAACUGGAGACCACACUAGGAGUAAACAAACUGAGACAACUGCACAUAUGCACUCUGAUGUCACACCUAGUGAGACCACUGUUUCAAAAUAUCCACCGUCCACUACGCAUCAGUUUACAACCUCACAUUCAGGAGACACCACAUGGUCUGGACGAACAGAUACAACUUCUCACAUCUACACCGAAACAACACCUGGACAGACCACUGUAUCUAAAUAUCCUGAAUCCACAACACAACAUUACACAGAAUCAUCAAGUGCCGAUAUCACAUUGUCUACAAGUACUGAUACAACCACACACAUGUAUACUGAAUCAUCACUUGGAGAUACCACAGUUGCAAAACAUUCUGAAUCAACUACAGACCAAACUCCGGAAACUUCUUCUGUAUACACCACAAGCUCUGAAGGACAAGAUACAACUGAACAUAUUCACACCGAUACUUCACCUGUGUAUACCACAUUGUCGGAACCAAUAGAUACAACAACACAGAUGUAUACUGAAACUGUACCUGGAGGAACUAGUAUGACAAAACAUUCUUUAUCAACAAAGGACCAAACUCCGGAAACUUCACCUGGAGAUACUACAAGUUCUGAACGAUUAGAUACAACGACACAUAUAUACACAGUAACUACGCCUGGAGAGUCUACUGUAUCGAAACAACCUCAUUCUUCAACAGGAUAUUCCACGGAAACUUCAGAAUUGGAUACUACAUGGUCUGAUCAUACAGAAUUAUCGACAGAGUUCUUAUUAACAUCUACUCCUGAAACCGAUAAUACUACCCCAGUACCGUUUGAUGAACGUUCCCAUUUUAUAUUUAAUUGUAUUAUUUUUAUUUUUGUUUUUGUCAUCAUUCUUAUUGUAGUUAUAUUAUUCUUUUGGCGUAGAUCUUCAACAAAAAGUGUGUGUGUUAACUCCACUUAUAUUUCAUCGUAUAAUAUUUAAUUCAUUAUAGAAAAGAUACAGAUUAUAAUUCAUUGUUUUAUUGCCUAAUUUGUUGGGUUUAAAUACAAAUGAUUUUAUUCAAAUAUAAAAUUCCGGUUUUUUAAUAUUCUAAAUUUAAUAUGUAAAAUAAUCAUAAUCUACAGAAAUAGUUUCACUAAUUAUAAACCAUUUCUUAAUAUCCAGUUUGUUUAUUUGUUUAUUAUUAAGUUGGUAAGAUAAGUGAAUUUUAUUUUUAUUUAUUAAACUCCUGUAUAAUAUUUUUUUAUUAUGUUUAUGCGUUAUGCUCUUCUCAGUUUUCGAUAUUUAUUUUCUAAAUACUUUAGGUUUGAUUAUAUAUUAUGUAUAUUUAAUUAAUGUAUUUUUUUUAAACCAUUCUUCCUGCCCGGUUUUGUGAUACCUUUUGAUUCAUAGAUAAUGAUUUUUUAUUUUAUUCCAGUAAUUUGGAAAUGCCUUUAAUUUGAUUUAUAUAAUUUGUAUCGUGUUUAAAUUGGUUAGAUCCUGAAUCUAAUGUUUUAAUUAUUAUUAAUAGAGGGGUUUUUGUUCAAUGUCUAAUGGAUUUUGUCUUUCACCACCGCCAAACUUCCCCAACUUGACAGUUUGACGUGAAGACUCGUGCUGUAUUUGGUGCAAGAAUUGUACAUGGAAUAGAUAAUUAAAUAAUAGUUCAUAAUAUUUUAUACUACAAAAUUUUAAUUUAAAAUAUGUUCAUGAAACUAAAUAGGUAUAUCGUAUACGUAAUAAUAUAUAAUAUAUAAAUUUAAACCAAACCUAAAAACCACAAUGAACAAUAAGUAUAUAUUAUAUAAUAAAUACGAAAUAGUAUCGUGAGUGAAGGAUAGACAUACCAUUUAUAAUUUUAAAUAAGAAAGUAAUUAUUUUGUUAAAACUAUCGGUGAUUAUAUAAUUAACUUAUGAUUUUUAGUAUCUACCUACUUAUAAUAUUUGUUUGGACACUUUUUUCAUAGAAGAUGGUUGAAAGUUAAAAGUAUACUUAUCAUAAUAAUAUGUAGAAUGUAGAUCCCGACUGACCUGCUUAUACGUCAUGUUAUAAAUUCUUAUAUUAUGCGUACAAAUCAAUACAACAAAAUAGAAAAUGUAUGCCGUAAAUGUACGUUCUACAUUUCUACACGACUACACAUAGUCACAUAGAAUAUUAAAUAAUUUAUGAUGGUGCAUUAAUUAUGUGGAAACAUUGUUUAACGUUAAAACUUAUACCUGUGUACAUUUUAUUCGAUUUAUGUUUAUAAUAUGUAUUGUUUAAUAUUAUGUUUAUUAAUUAUUAUACCUAUUAAAUAUUUA